Molecule: messenger RNA, 786 nt
Organism: Penicillium cinerascens
Lineage: Eukaryota; Fungi; Ascomycota; Eurotiomycetes; Eurotiales; Aspergillaceae
Product: ribosome-recycling factor
Exons: 2
Coding region: 1-786 (261 amino acids)
Biological process (GO): translation
Cellular component (GO): mitochondrion
Molecular function (GO): ribosomal large subunit binding
Source: RefSeq, a predicted model, not a curated record
AUGCAGCGCAUCACAGCUCAACUACCACGCGUUCUUUCUCGGAUGCCUUAUUCUCGGGCUUCUCGACUUUUGUGUCUGCCGCUUGCUCAUCCACCGGCUCUCCUGCAAGCCCGGACAUUUGUCAAUUCCCCUGUCUGGUACAAAAAGAAGGACAAGACGAAAAACGCUCCCACUCCCGAUCCGAUCUCCAGCCCUGCCGCGGCAUCCGAGGAUCCUUUUGAUCUGUCCCGAUUGCAAACCGGCAUAGCGACCGCCGUUUCUCGCUUAAAAGACGACCUGUCGAAGCUUCGCGCCGGAGGGCGAUUCAACACCGCGGCCCUUGAGAGUUUGAAGGUCCAACUGAGCAGGGAUAUUCAGGACUCGGUCAAGCUGGGGGACCUGGCUCAGGUCGUACCUAAAGGAGGGCGGAUGGUAACCAUUCUGGCGGCCGAAGAGGAGCAUAUCAAACCGCUUACCUCGGCGAUUGUAUCUUCGAACUUGUCUUUAACUCCACAACCGGACGCCCAUAACCCUCUUCAACUGAACAUCCCGAUCCCCCCACCGACAAAGGAGUCCCGGGACCAAAACGUUCAAGCUGCCAAGCAGGCCUUCGAAAAGGCUGCAAGCUCCGUCCGUGACUCCAGAGCGGCUCUGCACAAGCGACUACAAGAGAUGCAGAAGAAAAAGCUGGCGCGUCCGGAUGAUGUGCGCAAGGCGCACGAUCAGAUGGAGAAGGCUACGGAUAAAGGCCAGAAAGAUGUCAAGGACUUGUUCGAGGCCGCAAGAAAGACUCUGGAGCAGGCAUGA